Phodopus roborovskii (desert hamster) is the source of this 1470-nucleotide messenger RNA. RefSeq names its product WW domain binding protein 1 like (gene Wbp1l). The transcript is spliced from 4 exons. The record is from RefSeq and is a predicted model, not a curated record. NCBI's taxonomy places the organism in Eukaryota, Metazoa, Chordata, Mammalia, Rodentia, Cricetidae. The coding region runs from base 236 to 1264 and encodes 342 amino acids.
GAGGGAGGAGGAGGGGUGGCGGCGCCGUGGCGGAGGAGCAGGAGCAGGAGGGGGAUGGAGAGGAGACGGCUCCUGGGUGGCAUGGCGCUCCUGCUCCUCCAGGCGCUGCCCAGCCCCCUGUCAGUCAGGGCUGAGCCCCCGCAGGGUAAGGAAACCUGUGUGGGUACCAACAAUCAAAGCUACAUCUGUGACACAGGACACUGCUGUGGACAGCCUCAGUGCUGCAACUACUACUAUGAGCUCUGGUGUAAGUCCUUGUCCAGGGGGUUCUUGGCAUCCCAGGGUCCUGGUUACUGCCCCUGCUCCUUGGGAAACCGCGGGCUGGCCAGCCUUUUCUGAUUCUCUUGGGGACAGUGUUGGGUUCUGGCUAGUGUGGACCAUCAUCAUCAUCCUGAGCUGCUGCUGUGUCUGCCACCACCGCCGAGCCAAGCACCGCCUUCAGGCCCAGCAGCGGCAACAUGAAAUCAACCUGAUCGCCUACCGGGAAGCUCACAACUACACAGCGCUGCCUUUCUACUUCAGGUUUUUGCCAAACUAUUUACUACCUCCUUAUGAGGAAGUGGUGAACAGACCUCCAACUCCUCCCCCACCCUACAGUGCCUUCCAGCUACAACAGCAGCAGCUGCUGCCGUCUCAGGGUGGCCCUGUGGGUGGUAACCCGCCAGGCGCUGACCCGCCCCAGGGCUCCCAGGGAGCCCAGAGCAGCCCUCUGUGUGGAUCCAGGAGAAGCAGCAUGAGGCCCCCAAGUGGCGCUGACCCUCAGCCCUCUGAAGCGCCCGCUGACCGGGCGGCCGCCAAAGCCCCCGGGAUGGAGUCCAGUGGCUCAGUGGCCAGCCAUCAGGAGCUGGCCCCGGGGGCCUUCCUGGACAGGGAUUCCGAGUGUAAGGAGGAGCUCCUGAGAGAGUCAAGUCUGGAGCCUGGUAGCGCACCCUCCGACAGCAAAGACAAGACACCUGGCAGACAUCGCCGCUUCACAGGUGACUCGGGCAUUGAGGUGUGUGUGUGUAACCGGGGUCACCAUGAUGAUGGCCUCAAAGAGUUCAGUACACUCAUAGAUGACGUCCUGGAUGGGCCCCUGGACUUCUGUGACAGUUGUCAUGUACGGCCUCCCGCUGACGAAGAGGAAGGGCUCUGCCUGUCAUCUGAGGAGCAGGCUCGAGAGCCGGCUCACCCCCACCUGCCACGGCCGCCUGCCUGCCUGCUGCUAAACACCAUCAAUGAACAGGACUCUCCGAACUCACAGCACAGCAGCUCCCCUAGCUAGAACUGGCCCUGCCUGCACCCGAGAGCUUGACAGACAGCCAGGGUAGGGACACCCACAAGAGAAGCAUUAAGUGACUUCAGAAGUGGUGGCACAACCACUUUGUCUUUUCAUUUUUUCCCUCCUGUCCCACUCUGACCACGUCUCCAGGUACAACAAGUCUGGAGUGUGGAUGCCUCCUCCCCCACAAAAGCACAGUGUUGUAGGAG